Messenger RNA from Didymodactylos carnosus, 2574 nucleotides. Lineage: Eukaryota; Metazoa; Rotifera; Eurotatoria; Philodinida; Philodinidae. The record is from the annotation of a GenBank genome assembly.
AUGAAUAAUUCUAACACUGUUUCAACACCGAAACUAACUAGUUCACCAAAACCAUCUAAUGCUUCCAAUGGAAGUUUACCUUCAAAAUCGUCGACGCCAACAACGAAGCUAUCAUCAACACCCACGUCGAAUCAUAUAGUCAAAAGUCCAACAACUCCCACGUCACCCACAAAGUCUCCGGUCAAAUUAACGCCAAAUGCUCCAGUUAAAACAAAUGGCACUACUAUACCAGCCUCCAAACAAUCAACAACAGAAAAAAAAUCUGUACCAUUCACGUCGAAUAACGUCUCUGUGAAAAAAGAACCGAUAGUUCCACCAAAAAGAAGAACUAAAAUUCUUGAAAGUGAUGAAGAUAGUGAUGAUGAUAAACCAUUGGCUAAAAAGAUGGCAACAAAUCCACCGCCAAAACCUACAGUGACUGUCAAAGUUGAACCAAAAGAGCCAAAAUUAUCCUCCGCUUCGAACCCAACAACACCAGUCCAACAUAAUGUUUCUGUGAAAAAAGAACCGACAACGUCACCACCCAAAAGAAAGAACACAACGAUUGAAAGUGACGACGACGAUGUACCUUUAUCAAAAAAGAUAAAACAACCCGAAAAAAGUCAAAAACUACCUAAAACUGAAAAGGUAACACCUGAAAAAGCCAAAUCGUCCACAACUCCAAAAUCAUCAGCAGCAUCACAUAAGACAUCCACUACAACAUCUCAAAAAACAUCUUCAUCCUCAUAUUCAACAAAAACAACAACACCUACAUUAUCACCACAAAAAGGUGGAAAACGAAAAAAGAAAGAGGAGGAAGAAGAUGUCUGGAGAUGGUGGGAAGAAGAAAAAUAUACAGAUGGACGAAAAUGGACAACGCUGGAUCAUCGUGGACCGGUCUUUGCACCGCCAUACGAACCAUUGCCAAAUAAUAUUAAAUUUUUGUAUAAUGGAGUCCAUGUGAAAUUAAGUGAACCAGCUGAGGAGAUUAUGACUUUCUACGCAAAAAUGUUAGAUCAUGAUUAUACAAAAAAACAAACGUUCAAUACAAAUUUUAUGACCGAUUGGAGAAAAUCAAUGACACAAGCCGAACGUGAAUUAAUUAAAGAUAUUCGAAAAUGCGAUUUUAUACAAGUAUCUCAAUAUUUUAAAGAAUUAUCGGAACAACGAAAAGCCAUGACAAAAGAAGAUAAAAAAGCGAUUAAAGAAGAAAAUGAGAGGAUGCGUAAAGUAUAUGGAUUUUGUAUGUGGGAUAAACAUCGUCAACCAAUUGGUAAUUAUAAAAUUGAACCACCCGGUCUAUUUCGUGGACGUGGUGAACAUCCAAAGAUGGGCAGUGUUAAAAAGCGUAUCGUGCCAGAAGAUGUGAUUAUCAAUUGUGGACGAGAUUCACCAGCACCAAAACCACCAGAAGGUCAUCGUUGGAAAGAAGUGAGACAUGAUAAUAAAGUAUCUUGGCUUGUGAUGUGGACAGAAAAUAUUCGUGGAAAUAAUAAAUAUGUCAUGUUAAAUGCAUCGUCUCGAGUUAAAUAUGAAAAAGCACGAAAAUUACAUCGUGUGAUUGAUAAAAUAAGAUUAAAUUAUCAAACCGAUUGGAAAAGUAAAGAGAUGCGUAUUCGUCAACGUGCUGUUGCAUUGUAUUUUAUUGAUAAGCUUGCACUUCGAGCUGGUAAUGAAAAAGAUGAUGAUGAAGCUGACACAGUUGGCUGUUGUUCGUUAAGAGUUGAACACAUAACAUUGCAUGAUCGUGUCAGUGGUAUAGGUGAUAAUGUUGUUGAAUUUGAUUUCUUGGGCAAAGAUAGUAUGAGGUAUAAUAAUAAAGUGUCAGUUGAGCCACGUGUUUAUAAAAAUUUAAAAUUAUUUAUUGAAAAUAAAGAAGAAAAUGAUGAAUUAUUUGAUCGUUUAACGACCACAAGUCUAAAUCAAUAUUUAAGUGAUUUAAUGGAAGGUCUUACAGCUAAAGUAUUUCGUACAUAUAAUGCAUCGAAAACAUUACAAAAUCAAUUGGAUAAUUUAACUGAGCCAAAAGCAUCAAUACCAGAAAAAAUUCUUGCUUAUAAUCGAGCGAAUCGACAGGUUGCCAUAUUAUGUAAUCAUCAACGUUCUGUACCAAAAACAUUUGAAAAAAGUAUGGUGACAUUAAAAGCAAAAAUUGAUGCAAAAAAAAGCGAAAAUGAUGAAAACAAAGCGGAAUUUAAACGUGCAAAAUCUGAUUAUAAAAAUGCGAAAAAUCAAGCAUCUCAAAAACGAUUGGAACAAGCAGAGAAAAAAGUUCAACGUUCUGAAGAAGCAUUGAAAAAAUUAGAAGUUCAAGCACUUGAUCGUGAAGAAAAUAAAGAUAUUGCACUUGGUACAUCUAAAUUAAAUUAUCUAGAUCCACGUAUUAGUGUAGCAUGGUGUAAAAAAUGGGCUGUACCCAUUGAAAAAAUAUAUUCCAAAACACAACGUGAUAAAUUUCGAUGGGCAAUCGAUAUGGCUACGGCUGACUUUCAUUUUUACAAUUAUGAAGGUGAAAUUGUAUUACGAAAUAUUGAUGAUACAGCACAAGAGGAAGAUGAAUCAUCACCCCAAGGACAAUCAGAUGAUGAAGAAUGA